Myxocyprinus asiaticus (Chinese sucker) is the source of this 4688-nucleotide messenger RNA. Its product is annotated as neuropeptide Y receptor type 2-like. Gene Ontology annotation, molecular function: neuropeptide Y receptor activity. Bases 247 to 1425 code for a protein of 392 amino acids. Lineage: Eukaryota; Metazoa; Chordata; Actinopteri; Cypriniformes; Catostomidae. The record is from RefSeq and is a predicted model, not a curated record. Gene Ontology annotation, cellular component: membrane. Gene Ontology annotation, biological process: G protein-coupled receptor signaling pathway. The transcript is spliced from 3 exons.
UUUAAAAAAGAAAAGUGCAUUUCUCUUUUCUAUGGAUAUGCAUUUAGUGCGCAAUGCAUCAGUGCGUGUGUGUUCUUGCAUCUCAGGAUGAAGCUGAUCCUGCAGCGACGACAAUAACGUGAACCUGUCGCGUGCAGCGCGGAUGCGAGAACUUUACAGCGCGCGCUGCGAUGUUAUCCCGUUUAUUAUAAGGAUGAAAUCGCCGAAAUAAUCAGAAGAAAGAAAGUCAUUCACAUCUGGAAUAGAAUGAGGGUUCAUGCUGUAUGUCCUUGGACUGAAAAAAGUACCUAUUUUAAUAUGGGCCAAUCAGAUGGAGUCAACGAAACAGAAGACGUGGUCAAUGAUGGCAAUCAAGAGACAAUCUGGCAUGAAGGCAACUUGGUUAAUGACAGCAAUCCUUACAAACCCACCUUUGUGGAUGACAUCACCAAGCACCCGAGUGUUCAGAUUCCUCUUAUAUUAGCAUACUCGCUUAUAAUCCUGCUAGGAUUUGUGGGCAACACCCUGGUCAUUUAUAUGAUCAUUCUGUACAGAAACAUGCGCUCGGUCACCAACUACUUCAUUGCAAAUCUCGCUUUGGCCGACUUAAUGGUGGACACAGUGUGCUUGCCUUUCACGCUGGUAUAUACAUUGGUGGACGAAUGGAAGUUUGGUGCCAUAAUGUGUCAUAUGGUGCCUUACAGCCAAGCUCUGAGCAUCCAUGUGUCCAUUCUUACUCUAACAGUCAUUGCUCUAGAGCGCUAUAGGUGUAUCGUCUUCCAUCUUGGCGAACGCCUCAACCGAUGCACUAGUUUUAUCAUCAUAGGCCUGAUUUGGGCAUUCGCUGCCAUACUAGCUGGCCCGUUGGCUAUUUUUCGUGAGUAUCGCCAUGAAGAGAUCCCAUACAUUGGCUUAAGGAUCGCGGUUUGCUCUGAGAAAUGGCCCAAUGGAACCAAUCGUGAUCCGAUCAUCUAUAGUAUAUCAAUGCUUCUAUUGCAGUACAUAGUACCAUUGGCGAUCAUCAGCUAUGCUUAUGUGUGUAUCUGGAUUAAACUGAAGAACCAUGUCAGCCCUUCUAACCGCAAUGAUGGUAUCAUGCGUCGCAAAAAGACCACGAAGAUGCUGGCGCUGGUAGUUGUGGUCUUUGCUGUCUGCUGGCUUCCCUUUCAUGUGUUUCAGCUGGCUAGUGAUCUGGACUUGGUUCUGAAGUUUAAAGAGUACAAACUCAUCUAUACCUUGUUUCACAUCGUAGCGAUGUGCUCAACCUUUGUCAAUCCGUUGCUCUACGGUUGGAUGAACCAGAACUACAGGAAUGGUUUUCUCAUGUUUUUCCGCUGUGAACACAAACCAGACAGCAUCUACCCUGAUGGGUCCUUCAGAACUCGAUCAUUGAGAGGGAUGAUUGUGAAUGGGCACAAUGGUGGUCAGCCAGCGACUGCUGUCUGAGUUGAGAAUGAAUACUUCUCUUACUAACUCUUUAGUAAACAGUAUGUACACUCACUGAGCACUUUAUUAGGAACACUAUGGUACAAAUAAAGUGCACGACAUUGUCUUCUGCUGUUGUAGCCCAUUUGCCUCAAGGUUCGACGUGUCGUGCAUUCUGAGACGCUAUUCUGCUCACUACAUUUGUACAGAGGGGUUAUCUGAGUUACCGUAGCCUUUCUGUCAGCUCGAACCAGUCUGGCCAUUCUUUGUUGACCUCUCUCAUCAACAAGGUGUUUCUGUCCGCAGAACUGCCACUCACUGGAUGUUUUUUGUUUUUGGCAUCAUUCUGAGUAAACUCUAGAGACUGUAGUGUGUGAAAAUCCCAGGAGAUCAGCAGUUACACAAAUACUCAAAACAGCCUGUCUGGCACCAACAAUCAUGCCAUGGACGAAAUCACUGUGAUCAAAUUUUUUCCCCAUUCUGAUGGUUGAUGUGAACAUAAACUGAAGCUCCUGACCAGUAUCUGCAUGAUUUUAUGAACUGCACUGCUGCCACACGAUUGGCUGAUUAGAUAAUCGCAUGAAUAAGUAGGUGUACAGGUGUUCCUAAUAAAGUGCUCAGUGAGUGUAUACUUUGCAUAGUAUGCAAAUAUUUUAUAAACUAACGACCCGAAUUGCCUAUUACAAUUGCCAAAAUGGGGCAGUAUACAACGGAGAAAACUGUUUGAGAUCCCAGCCACAUGAAAUUCUCAUUAAAAUUACGUGACUGUUGCAGUAUUUUUGCAAAAUUACAUCACGUGGUUCAACAGACUAUCAUGGCAGUUCCAAGGUCAAAUGUCCACUGUGUGGCACUAAAGUGAGUUAAAUGUUCUCCCAGACAGAUGAGGUUUUUAAGGUUAAUGCUCUCUACCCUAAACAUAAACUUAACCGAUAUUGUCAUAAAAGCAAAUGUGAGAUGAAAAAUGCAAAUGUUUACAUAAUUUUGUUGUGCUUCUAUGACAUUUUAGGCUAACAUGUCAACUUGCAAACUCUUCUGAACUCAUACCCUGGUCCUUCGCGUUGCAAGCACAAUGCUCAAUCAGUUGAGCUAUCGCACUAGUAUAAGCUGGUAAAUGUAGUUGGUUCUGUAAUGCAAUGUUAUAAUGUUUUGCCUUAAAGUCAGGAGAAACAGAGCGAAAAGUAUGUGUUUAUAAACUGAUAAUCUGUCGUUUUAGGCCGGCCGUACACGGUGCGAUUUUUGCCUGCCGUGCAAACUCCUUGAUUCUUUCCAGUCUGGAGAAAUUGCGUGGAAUCGGUGGUGCUUGUGUGGUUGCGGCUCGUAUCGUGCAAGCGGUAUUACAGAGCAAAGCGGCUUACUAGCAGCUUACAAAUCCCGAACAUUUUCGAAAAAUUUGGUCACUGUCGGCUUGAAUUUGUGAGGUGUGUGCGGUUGAACGAGCCGAUUUGACAAUCUACCUAAAGUUGACCAAUCAGAAGGCAACACAAACCACAGAAGAAUGAACUUUGACUGUUGUAGUGAACCCUUUAUGAUGUGUCAUGCAAUGUCUACCAUGACAGGGUCGUCAGAGACAAUAUUUUUAAGAGGAUCACUCGAGCUACAGCUUUCAGGUGAGUUGUAGUGCGUUUUAGCUAGCUACCUGUGCUGUUUGCAAUUUCUACAGCGUUUUUAAUUCAUUCAGACACAGCCUAGCAAGGUGGAUCAUGUUGAUUAUUGGAACGCUGGUAAAAUUUAAUGUUAAUGUUUGUUUUCUGUUAAUUGCUUAUGUAGUGGAUAAUGUAACAGUACUCUUCAGGUACCUUCACUUACGACCUCCGAGUAUCAGAACUCACACCGUGUACACCCGGCCUUACACUUGAUUUGUGUGAAAGUGAAUGAAAAUCAUUGUUGUUUUAGCACCUCUUGUGUUAAUUUCACCAGAAAACUGUCACGAUAUGUACAAGUUUUUGCAAAAAUGUAGGUAUAGAAUCUUGAUUCUAUGAAACCAUGUUGUGGGAUCCUGUAUCUCACAAUGCAAUGUGCUUGAGUGUGAAAAGUGAACCGGAAGUAGCUAAAUACCAGCCAAGAUUUCGUUCACACAAACAUUUAAAUUCUGUCAUCAUUUACUUUUUAUGUUUUUCCAAACCCAUACGACCUUUAUCAUACAUAUAAAAUUGGCAUACAAUGAAAGGGUUACUGAGGCUAAAAUUAUGCCUAGCAUCAUUUGUGUUCCACGGAUGGGUUUGGAACAACAUGAGGGUGAGUAAAUAAUGACAGAACUUUCAUUUUUGUAUGUACUAUCCCUUUCUUGACUGAAAGAAUAAAGAUGUUUAUAUAAUAUUUGGUAAAAAAAAAAAAAAUUCUGUUUUAUUUGCGAGAAAAAUGGAUGCCACUUGCGACACAUUGCUUGAAAAGUUUAUUGUUGCAUAAUGCAUUCUGUUUCGCAUACUAUUUUUAAAAUGUAGUACUAGGUAGUGUGCAUACUAAUUGCAUCCAGUACACAACACUGUGUGCUCUGUUGUUCAAUGCACAUUUCAGCUUUUGUGGUAGGUCUUCAAAAUAUAGGCAUAAUUUUUAUAAUAUGCAGAGUAUACAUACUAAAUACUGCAGAAAUAGGACUAGCAUGGUAGUAUCAAUGACUGGUGCAUCUAAACAUUAAACCAAUUAAUGGCUUUAUUAUUUCAUCACAUUGCCAGUUUGGUGGUAAGUUUAAAUGUUCAAGUAAGUGGCAUUCCUUAGGACCAAAUCGAUUUUGUGAUUUGUCAAAGGUAAAAAUGUCUUGCAUGUGUUGUUCUUUGUGAAUAUUACUGAUUGCAUUUGGUAUGAAGCCUAUAAUGUACUUUGUAUGCAAUGCUUUAGUGAAACUAUAGAAUCAUUUGGUUGUUGCAUUUAUAAUUUUGCUGUGUUGAUGUGAAAUAAAACAUUGCUUUUGAAUAUUACAUGUUUUACACAUUUAUUUGCUGAUCUGAUCUCAGAAAACUAAAAUGGACUGGAGCUAGGCUGAUUACGUGAAUAAACCCAAUAUCUGUUUUGUGCUUUAUAAAAGCUACAAAUCUAUCAUAGUGCAGAUAAAGCUUUGAUAGCAAAGAAAAAAAAGAAAAAUUACCUGCAUCACAUCAACAUUUGGCUGAGGUGGUUAUGAAAACAAAACAACAACAUCCACAAUGCACCUGCUGCAUUAUUCAUCACCACUGCACAACUAAAUGAUUUUCAUACUGUAAUCACUUUUUUCUGUGCAAUGCAAAGGGGGAAAGCUAAAAUAAACCUUUGAGAAUAUGUAUAUUAUGCUGUAGCACAAACCUUGUGUG